GAUGCAGGGUACGGUUCAUCGUCGCCUGGUAGAGGAAAGGCUGGGAGAGCUCAAGACAGGAGCUGUGUUACUACUCAAACAAGUUGGUGUAUUUUCACCAUCACACCGAAAUCACUACCUGAACGUCACACCCAAUAACCUUCUCAGGAUAUACCCACCUGAUGGGGUCUUCCAUAACUCCCAGCCAUCCCACCCUCCACUAGAGCUUGCAUUGCAUAGUGAACCCACAAGGCCUGCAGGGGGCCCGGUCUCUCAGAUGGAGCUCCAGUUUGAUGAUGAAGAUGACAGUGAAAAUGCUUUUGAAGAAAAUCGGGCUGCUGAUGGUUUAGACACUGCAGCUGUCUCUAAUGAGCUCUGUCAAGCACCUACAGUGUCCGGACCAACAGGAGACACAG
Messenger RNA from Sinocyclocheilus rhinocerous, 395 nucleotides. RefSeq lists its product as uncharacterized. The record is from RefSeq and is a predicted model, not a curated record. The annotation marks the transcript as partial. Gene Ontology annotation, biological process: recombinational repair. The transcript has 3 exons. Lineage: Eukaryota; Metazoa; Chordata; Actinopteri; Cypriniformes; Cyprinidae.